This is a messenger RNA of Ooceraea biroi (clonal raider ant), 6112 nucleotides long. RefSeq names its product phosphatase and tensin-like protein (gene Pten). The record is from RefSeq and is a predicted model, not a curated record. Gene Ontology annotation, biological process: protein dephosphorylation; phosphatidylinositol 3-kinase/protein kinase B signal transduction; cell motility. Gene Ontology annotation, molecular function: protein tyrosine phosphatase activity; phosphatidylinositol-3,4,5-trisphosphate 3-phosphatase activity. Lineage: Eukaryota; Metazoa; Arthropoda; Insecta; Hymenoptera; Formicidae. Gene Ontology annotation, cellular component: cytosol; plasma membrane; nucleus.
UGCGCGCUGAACGAGAAACGCGAGAACGUGCCGCGACGGCGACUCGAGCGAACGUGCGUGCGUGCGUGCGUACGUGCGUGCGUGCGUCCUGGAACGGAACGGAGCGGACCGGACUGGACGGUGGACCGCGGUCGCCUGCGGGGGCUGAGAGGAGACCCACCAGUGGCAGGUUGAACAGUAAAAUCUCUGAGCACAUCUCGGCGUCAGUAACUCCUCUCCAUGUUUGUCUGGAGGAACAAAGAAGACCAGAACUGGGCUUAUGUGACGCUUCACAAGCUCACAAGCCUCAGGUUAAAGGGACCUUUGAGAAUCAAAAAGCAGAAGAAGAGGUUUCCGAGGAGGUGGCGGAGAUUGGUUCGCUCGAGGUCGAAGCAGGAGAGUUAAGACAGAGCCAGCCGAGCAUGGCCAACACUAUCAGUAACAUGAAGAUGACCAACCCCAUAAAGGGGCUCGUCAGCAAGCGUCGCAAGCGUUUCACCGAGGACGGUUUUGAUCUUGAUCUCACAUAUAUAACAGAUAAUUUAAUAGCAAUGGGUUUCCCUGCCGAGAAGUUGGAGGGCGUGUACAGAAAUCACAUUGACGAUGUCGUUAAACUACUCGAAUCCAAACACAAGGAUCAUUACAAGAUUUAUAAUCUGUGUUCCGAGAGGUCGUACGACUGCAAAAAGUUCAAGCAGAGAGUGGCCACUUACGCGUUCGAUGAUCACAACCCACCAAAGUUGGAGCAGAUCAAGCCGUUCUGCGAGGACGUGCACUCGUGGCUGUCCCAGCACAAAGAUAACGUGGCCGUGGUCCACUGCAAGGCCGGCAAGGGUCGUACGGGCGUAAUGGUGUGCUGCUACCUACUCCACAGCAAACAGUUUCCCACUGCCACGGAAGCCCUUAAUUAUUACGGAACUAAACGGACGCACGACAGGAAAGGCGUGACGAUACCUUCGCAAAGGAGAUACGUGGAUUAUUACGCCACCCUUGUUCAGGACGGCUUGAACUAUCAACCAGUGACGUUAAUACUGCGCGAGAUACAACUGGACCCAGUCCCCAUUUUCAACGGUGGUCAAGGCAGUCUGCAUUUUGUAAUCUCGGAAUCAAACAAACAAGUAUUUUCGGACGUUUACGAAGUCCGGAAAGGCACGUCUUCUAUAAGCAUCCCGUUACACAAUGUCGCUUUGAAGGGGGACAUACGGGUGGACUUCUUCAACCGGCCGAAAAUGAAACUGAAGGAAAAGAUGUUUCACUUUUGGUUCAACACAUUUUUCGUCCGCGAGAAAACCAAUUCCGAGUACGACAAUGGCGAAUUACCUGUCGAAAGGUCGGCGAGGGCAUUGAGCUGCGACGGCACGGCCAUGGAAUUGCCGAUGGUCACGUCGCACGUGAAACCCCGAACGGGAUCGUUGGCGAGCCUCGGUCCUAUGCCGCCCACUCUCGUUUUACGGAUAGACAAGUCGGGAUUAGACGAUGCACAUAAGGAUAAACAUCACAAGCUGUACAGUCCAGAUUUUAAAGUGAGUCUAUUUAUGCAUUGCAUGAGCGGUAGCAUAUCGCCAGCCGUGCCAGCGACGACGAACAGGAGCGGGGACGGCGUGCAGUUGGGUAUGGGCGGGCAGGAGACGCCGAGCGAGUCGAGCGAGGCGGACAGCAGCGAGUGCGACACCACCGGCGACGAGGACGGUUGGGAAUCCGGUGAGUCAUCUGCAUCCCUGGUGGUGAACCACCAACACCAUCCUCUUACACACAGCAGUAGCCGUACACACGUUAGCGGUGUCCGUCCGCGUGUCAGUCUCAAGGAAACCGCCAAGGCUCUGUUGUCGCGUGGCGAUAAGAGCAGGAGUAGUAAUAGACAGAGCGUCGCCGGCGCGAACGUGAAGCGUUCCUCCACUUCGUUUGCGCGUCCGACCACUCUCGACACGUAGUAGCUUAACAUUGCUUCUCGGUACUUAAAGAGGAAAAACCGUUCACGCGACAACGCCCGCAUUUUCCGCCGAAGUUGCGACGCCCGCAUCUGCCGCGGAGUCGCGCGGCGUCCCGACACGUCUUCCCGAAGCGGCGCGGCACGUCCCGCACUUUAAACUCGCGCUCCGCGUUUUCCUUUUGCGAGAGAGAACGCAAACGCGACGCGCGCGUAUUCUUCGCCGUUCUUUCUUUCGUCGCGGAGUCGCGCGACACGCGCGAACGGUCUCGGUGCAUGUAACGUGAUGACUUGGACCCGGAGAGAUUCGUCGUAUGACAGUUUUUUGCAGUGAUCAUCGCUCGCACUUCUCUUUAGUUUUGUACGAUCGCACGGUGGUGCCUCUCGACAAUUUAACUGGAUGGAAAAAUGAUAAGUUGCAAUAGAAAAUUUUUCUUUUUAGUAGAAACUGCUUACGCGAUUUUUCUUUAUUCAGUGCGGAUACUCUCAGGCACACGGAGGAGUUUUGCAAACGUAAAUCACAAUUUUACAUAUCACGUUAUACCUCAAAUAAAUUUGUUUUAAUUAUAAAUUCAAACGGGCAGUUUAUGUAUUGGAAUAAUGUAAUCUUAUAUAUUGAAAUAAUGCAAAUUAAUAUUUUCGUAUUUCUUUGUAUUAUUAAUAUGUAAUGUAUAUAUAUACUUAUACAAUAAAUAAUUUCUGUAUAACUUUACAAUUUCACGAUACAGCGUUGCUCAAAGUGAUAUCGAGUUCAUCAAUAUUUGAUUCAUCAUGUUUUUUAAGGCUGUUUCUAGCCUUUUUACAAACUUGAAACAAAUUAGAGAAAUCUGUGUAACACUUAUUGUAUAUAUAUGUAUAUAUAAUAAUUCUUAUCCAUUUAAAUUAUUGGGAAGCACUAACGUAAGUUUCUUUCCCUUCUGUCUCUUUCUCUCUCUCUCCCCCUUUUUCUCUCUCUUUCUCUUCUUCCUCCCUUUCUCAUUCAUUUCUUGUUACGUUGAGGGACCAUGAGCUUUACCUUUUUCGAUUCGUUCUUAUUGAUUAGGAUACUAUUAGCUGUUGAUCAAUUCUUCGCGUAAUGCUCGAUAGUGAAAUAGUUAAUGUCAUUAAAUAUGCACCUAGUAUUUUGAGUAAAAUGGAUUAGAUUAUCACGUAGAAAUGAAAGUAUAAUACCGGUGUAAUGUAAUUUUAGCAACAAGGGAAGAUGUAUAUUCGGGGUAUAGUGAUGAAAUGACAAUAGCCCAAAAUCUUCGUUAUACUAUAACGCUUUAAUGCACUCUGCGAAGAGGGAUGUAUACUUUUUCGCUUUAACGAAUCACAUCAUAUUUUUCAAACGAUCGUAAAUAAUAUGUGUCAUGGGCAUUUAUUCAUAUUGUUAGAUUUAAUGAAACAAAUGUACGUGUAUACUGAGAGCUGUCGGUAUAAACUAUUUUAAUUUAAAAAAAAAAAACUUAGGUUCCGUUGUAUCUCGAGUAUAAUAAGAGAGAAAGUCAUACGCAAAUUCCUGGUUUUUAUUUCGCACGAUUUAUUAUUUAAAUUCAAGCGAAACGGACUUCACUUUUCUAACAAUGUAUUUUUUGCAUCUAUUUUUAUCAAGCAACAUUUUUAUUGAAAUCGUAUGUACGUUUGCAAUCGAUUUUUUUUGCUUCGAUAGAACUCUUCGAUAAACUAGCGUUAUUGUAAAAUCCGCAGUGUUAGUGCCUGCAACACGAUAACAUAUUUUUAUUCGAAAGUAAAUACAGCGUUCUUUUUUUUCUAUUUUUAACGCGCGAAAUCGCAAAAUGGUACGACACUUCUAUCGAUAUUAGAACACGUUGAGACUGCGUGAAAACUCGUUUCUUUUCUUUUAUUUCUGUUUUUAUAUUUAUUUAUGUUGUUUGCGGAAUAAAAGCAGAAAUAUCUAAUUAACAUGUAAUUUACUUGACAGUGUUCUCAUCUAAUCAGAAAAAACUCUGACUUUUGUAUUUCGCUUGAAUUCGUAUUUCUUUCUUAAUAGAUUAAACCGUUGUAAAAAGUUUUAAUUAAAAAUAUUUUAUUAAAACAAGCAUAAAAUUAUCAUAUUGGAAAAUUUGUAAUUUACAUUUGUAAGCAUUAGACUUGAAUUAUAUAUAAAGAACCAUUGUAAUUUUACCUUAAGUUAAUUGAGAGAAUCGAUAAUCGUAUACCGAAAAAAAGAAGAAAGGAAAAAGAAUAUAAGAUACAUAUGCAAUCUGCCUGUACAAUAUUUAUACAUCUUGGACAUUUUCUAAACACAAUUUCAAGUUCGCAUUUUUCGUGCACAUCUUAUUCGUGUCAAAGCACUCUAUUUCCUAAGGUUAACGUUGUUCAUUGACCAUGUACCUUGUGAUUAUAACUACGUGAUACAUAUACACAUACAUACAUGUGCAUAUAUACAUACAUUCAUACAUGUAGAGAUACAUAUAUAGGCACAUACAAAUGUAUAUGUAUAUAUAUAGCCAUUAGAGAAAUGUCUCAAUAUAUAAUAGAAGAGUUUACUAACGCGUUACAUUCGACAUUUUUGUGUGUCGGGUGUUUAUAUAGUCUGAGAAAUACUUAUUCCACCAAAGUAAAUUAUAGUACAAGCCCUGAACAAUUUAUUCGCUGUUGAUGUGAUCGCAAAUGAAAAACGAGAAGAAAAUGCAAACCAACGGUUUGAAAUUCAGUUUUAAGAAGCGGUGUUAAAACUGCAAUCUUUCCGUUCGGUUCCGAGAUUUUUCGGCAAGUUCAGACACGCAGGGAAGAUCUUUGUUGAAGGUUUAUCGACAACGACGAAGUACAAAUAUACGUAGAAACCCAGCUUUUAUACAUGUUGCGCGUUGUAAACAUUGGGAUUAACGAACCGUGGGUGCUGAAUAACUAGAUAACAAUUUUUCUACUGGUAAUAGUAACUCAAAUCAAACGAGACUCAGACUUAAAUGGAAAUUAGGGAAAAAGUAUACAGGAAUUCUAUAGGCAGCGUAUAAAACAGAAAAGAAGGAAAGUGUGAGUGUAGAUACAAAACCAAUUGUCUUUCUAUAUAUGCUUUUUUUAAUCUAUACAAAAGAAUUACGAGAUUUUAGAUUUAGACAUAACUGUCGUUGCAUAGCGAGAACUAUAUAUUAUGUAUAAUAUAAGAAGAUAUAAAUUAUAUAACGCAUACACGCGCGCGCGCGCGCGCGCUUCGGGAUCAUACGUGUAUAUAGUCAUUACGUAAUUAAUCUAUUGUAUAGUAUAAUUGAGACUAUCGAGUUCUACGAGUUUAUUUUUGUUAGGUUACUUAGAUGAAAUUAUUAUAUUAUUAGUAGAAGAUACAAUAAUUAUGAUAUUAUAAUAAUUCUCGAUUAGCGAGUUAUGUAUAGCACGUUAAGCAUUAUUGGUAUUACAUUAUAUUAUAUUGUCGGACUACUCCUUUUCUUGUACAAGGCUAAACUUGUGAUACCAUAAAUCCAAGUGCGCAACCAUAAAUCGGAAUUUAAUUAUAUCACGUCCAUCCGCAGUAAGAAAAAGAAACAAGACAAGAAAAAGCGCGCGCGCACGCGCGUGAUAAAGAUUUCAAAUUUUAUAAGAUUUAAAAAUAUUUUUCAUAAUUUUUAUUCGUAAUCAAUUAUAAUUAUUUCUAGCAGAUAAUGAAAGUAGAAUACGCGCUGUAAGUUUCACCUACAUUUCUGAAUGUGUAGACACACAAUUAUAUUUAUUGUACGAUUAUAAAUAAAAUUGUUAACUUAAAUAGACAUAAGAUGAGGAUGUCGAUAAGAUUUUCGUAAGGACCGGUAUAAGAAAUGCCCAUAAUCGUGAUAAAUAGCAGAAUUAGUUUGUCAAAUGGCUAGGGACUCGCGAAGUGUAACUUUGAUUAAAGUUCUUGGAGUGCUUCGAUGGCCCUCUCCUCCCACUUCCUUUCUCCCCGAAAGUUAGAAUUAAGUAUUCGUUACAUGAUUUAUAAAUGUGUAGCGAUUAAUUAUGUCGAUAUAUCCUCGUAAGGACUACUUAGCUCGAUAAAUUGAUGGGUUGUAUACAGUAUCUUGUAUCGAACGGGGACCAUCUUUUAUUCUCGAUUUUUUGAUCAAUUUGGAAUCGAUUUUGCCUCAGCAAAAACGGAUAAAUAAAAAUCUUAUUUGUCAUUUUGUUUGAAUGAAAUAAAAUUUUUAACAGAAUUAAAAUUUAUAAUUUAAGGACCACACGAGGAUCUUAUUUAAUGUUGAAGAUAUUGAAAACUCACAACAGAUAAUUCUC